UCUGUCUGUCUGUCAGCCUGUGUGUGUGUGUGUUCCUGGUGCUGGGGUCUGGGUCCUCCUCCUCCUCCUCCUCAAUCUCGUCUGUCCACGGCCUUAGGCCUUUGUCAUCGUUCGGCUGGCCGUGAGUCCGUGGGACUGAAGACCGCGUUCUCCGCCCAGAUGAGUUUGUCGUUGAGCGUGCGCGGCUCGCGUGGUUUGAGCCUGUUCGAGCCGACCGAGGGCACGCAAACCGGAGGUCCGGUCACCACGUGGCAGCCGGCCUCGGAUCCGGAUCAGGCCAUCCAGGAUGGGGCCAAAAAUGUCAGGGUCAUGGCCUAUUCUCCGGCCGGCGAUAUGUUCGCGUGGUCCAAUGGGGUCCAGGUCCAAGUGGUGGGUCAUAGCGAGGGCACCUGGCGUCCGGUCGCCCAAAUUCCGCACGCCAAGGCUUCGCAUUUGAUCUUCUCGCCUUUGGGUCGCAUCUUGGCCACGUGGGAGGUGUUUUCCACGAAAGCCGGUCAAAACCCCGAGCCCAACCUUCAUCUGUGGAACCCCAAGAGCGGCGAAAAACUGGCCUCGUUCACUCAGAAGAAGUUAGCCUUUUGGUGCCCGCAAUGGGCACGAGAUGAAAGUGUGUGCUGCCUGCGAAGUCCCAACAACGAAGUGCUCUUCUUUCGCGAUAACAACUUUAAAGACGUCGACAAGCGACUCUCAGUGGCCAAGAUGGAGUCGUUCAGCUUCGCGUCCACCACCGAGGGCCAGCAUCACGUCAUCUGCUUCAUCCCCGGUCAGAAAGGCGGACCCAGCACGGCUCAGCUCUAUGCCUAUCCCAAGUUCAAUCCUGAAACGGACGUGGUGGCCAAGAAGAGCUUCUUCCAAUCGGACCGCAUGGAGGUUUACUGGAGUUGGAACGGCAAGAAUGCUCUUCUCCUCACGCAGUCAGAGGUGGACAAGACCGGGGCCUCCUACUACGGCAAGCAGCAGCUUCAUUUUGUCAACACCAAGGGCGACACGAAUCAGGUCCACUUAGCCAAAGAUGGGCCUAUUCACGCCCUUCAGUGGAGUCCCAGGGACUCCCUGUACUGCGUGGUCUAUGGCUUCAUGCCAGCCAAGGCCACGCUUUUCAAUCAGAAGUGCGAGAAAGUGUUCGACUUUGGCACGGGGGCCAGAAAUACCGUGCUCUUCAACCCCCAGGGCAACCUGUUGAUGAUUGGAGGGUUCGGGAACCUGCGUGGAAACGUGGAAAUGUGGGCCGUUCAGGCCAAGCGAGAGGUGUGCCAGUUUGAGGCCACGGAUGCCACUGACAUUCGCUGGUCGCCCAAUGGAAAAUAUCUCAUGACGUCCACGUGUGCCCCCCGUCUUCGUCAGGGCAAUGGGUUCAAGGUCUGGCAUUACACCUCGAGUCUGAUUUUUGAGCAUCCGAUUGAAACGCCUGGUGAGGAGCUGUGGGAGGUGGCUUGGCAGAAUGCACCUCCCGAAAAGUUCCUGGCCUUUCAAAUUCAAUACAAACCCGUGGAGGGUAUCCAACCCAAACAACCCGUGGCUUCCAAGGAAGCAUACCGUCCCCCCGGCAUGCGCAACAAGGUCUCCACCUUCAAGCUGCACGACGAGGAUGAACCCGCGGAGAAUGUGAGGAAACCGGGGGCGGUGGCCGCGCCCAACGAAGAGUUGUCGCGCUCUGCCGCCAAAAAUCGCCGUCGACGCAUGAACCGCAAAGAUCGCGCUGGCGGAGAGAGUGGAACCGCUGCGGCCAACGGCAGGGAGGAAUCGCCCGGCGAGCCCAAGCGAAGCUUGGAGGUCACUGGCGACCCGAUCAAAGACAAGAAGCUCCGGAAAUUGAACGACAAACUGGUCCAGAUCGCCAAAUUGAAGGAACGCAUCAAAGCGGGCGAGACCCUCGAGCUGAACCAGUUGGAAAAGAUCGAGAAGGAGCAAGAGCUCACCGACGAGGUGAACAAAUUGAAAUUGUGAUAGUCGCAACAAGAAACAAACAAACGGAAAUUCAAGCCCGCUCGUCUACACAAGCGAUGCUUGAAUAGAUAUACCUGCAGAUGCCCUCAAUCCUCAGUGUAGAGAUGCAACAAUCAUGGCAGUCGACCUGGCCGCAUCAGGUCAGGAUUUGCACUUAUGUAAUGUGGUGUGUCUACGCUCAGAGACAAGGAAAGCCAUCCUAUUUAACAUCAAUAAUUAUUGGACGAAUUAAAUGAGAAUAUCUUUCGUCAACAAACGGG
Molecule: messenger RNA, 2207 nt
Organism: Tigriopus californicus
Lineage: Eukaryota; Metazoa; Arthropoda; Copepoda; Harpacticoida; Harpacticidae
Gene: eIF2A
Product: eukaryotic translation initiation factor 2A-like
Exons: 2
Coding region: 160-1947 (595 amino acids)
Biological process (GO): translational initiation
Cellular component (GO): cytosolic small ribosomal subunit
Molecular function (GO): mRNA binding; tRNA binding; ribosome binding
Source: RefSeq, a predicted model, not a curated record